Molecule: messenger RNA, 986 nt
Organism: Ciona intestinalis (vase tunicate)
Lineage: Eukaryota; Metazoa; Chordata; Ascidiacea; Phlebobranchia; Cionidae
Product: U11/U12 small nuclear ribonucleoprotein 25 kDa protein
Biological process (GO): mRNA splicing, via spliceosome
Cellular component (GO): U12-type spliceosomal complex
Molecular function (GO): protein binding
Source: RefSeq, a predicted model, not a curated record
CUGUGACCGUUAUUACAUCACAAGCUGGGGAUUCCCCUUAACAGAAAUCUAAAACUUUAUAGGCACAUGUUCUGCGUUUGUUCUUCGUCUUCAAUUGUUAAAAGAUGGAGAAAGAAGAGCCAUCUUUUAGCGAGGUGAUGAAUUUUUAUAAUGAUAAACUCGAUGAGCUGUUGGGGGAUCCACUGCUUAAUGAUUUACCACAGGAAGUUACACUGGAAGAAGUGAAUGCAAAAAUUGCUUUGGAAUUCGGACAAGCGAUGACUAUCAGAAUAAGAAGAGCUGAUGGCUUUACAUAUCCAGUCAUUGUCAAGCAAGAUGCUACUAUUGGUGAAUUGAAAAAAGCUAUUACACGACAUGUACAGCUGAAGCAGCAGAGGGAAGGUGGGAAUCAAUGCAUUUCAUGGAGAAGGGUGUGGAAGUCAUACUGGCUUUACUACGAUGGACAAAAAUUAAAAGAAGAUUCUCAUAAAUUAAAAGACUAUGGAUUGCGCAAUCAUGAUGAAGUCACAUUUAUAAAACGUUUAAAAGAAAAAUAAUAAAUCUGUAUUUUGUUCACUGUUCUGUUUCUUUACCUUUUUACAUGAUGUUUUUGUACUGCAAUAUAUUAUACUUUCCUGUUGAAUAACAUAGAAUAUUAAUUGGAAAAAUUAUGCUUUAGAUUAUAAACUGCUUCGAAGCUGCAUUUAAAUAUGUGUUGCAUAAAUAUUUGUUGUAAGUCUCUCAUGUUACCCAACACAGAAACAAUAAUACAAAUUUAACCAAGUCAGCAAUUCAAGAUUUAACCUGUGUAUUAGUAAAUGCCUUGUUUUUCCUUCAUCCAGCUGCUUUACAUUAAAAUGAACGUUUAUGUCAGAAGCAGGAAAUAUUAUUAAGGUAUUACUCUUAUUGGUUCUGUUUAAUUGGACUUAAUGAACAUUGUUUACUUACACUGCUGGUUGUCGCACUGCAUAUUGAUACAGCUUAUUCACUCCAAAUACAGCCACUCU